AUGAGCUCCCCGCCCGGCCAUACCCCUCUGGAUGGCCAUGACGCUGAUGGCUCCUUCCCCAUUCCCUACCACCAGGACGCCAAUCAAGACCAUGAGGACUCGUUCUUGACUGCUGACGAGACCGUGAGCCGUUCCGCCAGCCCCUCUGCCUCGAUCCCCGAUGACACUCCCUCCGUCCAAGGUUCUGUAGCUUCUUCGACACCCGUCCGCCGUCCUCGUCUGAAUCCGCGUGCCUCAACCAACACUCCUCGAACUCCUUCUGGUGCCCUACAACCAUUUGAGCGACGCUUCAGCUCGAGAUUCACAUCGCCCUCGCCUUCGCCGCGUGCUGCCUCUCCUGCCUUCCUGUCCCCACACUCUCGCCAAUCCUCGCUUUCCUCUCAGAUUGUCUUGUCGCAAGGCGGUAGUGAUAUUGCAGAUGCCCCAGAUGCUCCUUGGGAAGUUGUACGAUGGACAAGAUUACGGAAGAUCACAUCGCAGGCUUUCUCAGAAGCUGGCAGACGCAAUUUUGGUACUCCCAUCUGUUUGGCUGUCUCGUCGUCUAUCACAAUUGGCACGUCCAAAGGUCUGAUCCUGGUCUUCGACUAUCACCAGACUCUCAAGGGCAUCAUCGGGCAGGGUACAAAAGCGAUCGAGUGUGGCGCUGUCACCGCUCUCGCCAUCUCUGCCGACUACUCAGCAAUAGCCGCCGGCCAUGCCACAGGCCACAUCUUUACUUGGGAACUUGCCCAUCCUGCUAAGCCAUUUUUGCACAUUCCGCCCAUACCGAGGAAUGGUCAGCCGCACUCUCCAGAUGGUCACGUACCCGGUCGUUCAGUCCUACAUAUUGGCUUCCUUGGUACACGUCGUACUGCUCUCGUGUCUGCUGACGAUGGUGGUAUGGCCUUUUCUCACCUCGCAUCUCGUGGAAUGGGUGCCAUCUCUCGUUCUGUCAAAACUACCCGCUUGCUCGGACGCUACCCCACUCCUAACCUGCAAGAAGAAGCACGAAUAAAACCCAGUUCCGUGCUUGCUUUUGCGCCCCUUCCUCUGGGAAACGUCGAGCAGGCCACUGAUGCCAUGGGCCUCACAGCUCUACUAACGCCAUAUCUGCUGGUCAUCGUGUCCACCACUCCAGUUGCACAGACACAGCAUAAGGCUCCGAGACCAAAAUCAAUAUCACGCCACAGUGCAAUGAGUGGCUGUCUCGCUUGGUUCCCAGCCGUCAAGUUAAAAAGCAGCAAUAGUACGACCGAGCGGGACACUUCAGAAACCAAGCUCGUCUAUUGUUGGUCGAAUGUUUUGACAGUACUCGACGUUGAUGUCCAGGUAUCAUCAGAUCCAGCCGACAGAGACAAGCCUCCGAGCCUAUCCUUCCGGUCAAGGAGCAGCUGGGAGUGCGAAGAAGCUAUUGUUGCAGUCCAGUGGCUCAGUCGAUCAGUCAUCGGCGUGCUGACCAUUAGCCAGCAGAUGAUCAUCAUAGAAGAUGGUGAAUUACAUGUUAUGGACUCUGUGGAUCUUCUGCAUAGACAAAUACAUCACCGUGAUAUCUUCUCGAAGCAGCUGCAUCCUGUUGUCGAACAAGCCGACAACGAACAUUCAGAAAUGCAUGGGGUCGUUGCAGAUGCUUUCUAUCAAAGUUUCCGAGUUUACAAGAAUCGCCUCUUCCUUCUUGGAGCAAGCGAUCUUUCAGUUGGCACUCUGUCGAAUUGGGCCGAUAGACUGACUGCACUCAUCGAACAUGGCGACUACAUUGCGGCUAUACAGCUUGCCAGAGCAUACUAUACUGGACAGGCUGGUGGUGUUACAGUAGGCUUACCGGAUAACGCAGAGGCCCGUCAUGAACAGGUCAACGGAAGGUUACUUGAACUCAUGUCUGCGUCCAUCCUCUUCUCCUUCUCAGAGAAUAACCAAAGUGGACGACCGCUGUCAGAUCUCGUGGCGGAGUGUUUCGAUGCUUGCGUGAGCAUGAACAACCAAAGCUUCUUAUUUGAUGAUAUCUAUGAGCCACUGAGAGAUGCUGGUCAAAAAGAGGUGUUCCUCGAGAUUCUGCAAUCAUACAUCAUGGAUGAAGAGGUCACAGCUUUACCACCGAAUUUGGUGAAAGAUCUGGUAGAGAGCUGCGUUUCGAAAAAUCAAGUCGCGCACCUAGAAGAACUCUUGUGCCGGCUGGAUCCGCGCACAUUUGAUUUGGACCAGAUCACAACGCUUUGCAAGACACAUUACUUAUACGAUGCAUUAGCAUUUGUCUGGAAUGAGGCUUUGAACGACUAUGUAACUCCAUUGUCUGAUCUGUUGGCACUUCUGCGCGAUGUCAAAGACGUUCAAGACCAAGUGGAGGAAGCAGCGUUGGAGUCUGCUGUCAAAGUGUUCCCUUAUCUCGCAUUCAUCCUGACAGGAAGGAAGUACCCGCAAGGAGACUUCCUCGAUGACGAAAAAGCCGAUACUCAGAAGGGAAACAUCUACCGCUAUUUGUUUUCACACGAAAUCACCGGAUGGCCUCCAGGCUCUUCCUUCGUCCUGAAGACCAGAAAGGAUGCAUCAGAUGAGCCCGCCUUCCCUUACUUGCGACUUUUGCUCGAGUAUGACUCGGCAAGUUUCAUGAGCAUGAUGACGGAAGCUUUCGAAGAUCCCUAUCUCAAUGAUUCGCAAGAAGAUGAUACCACAUCUGCUCAACCACAAACUAACGGUGCCGGACUGAAAAUCACCCGACAGUAUAUCGUCAGUGUUCUACUCGAUAUCAUGUCAUCAGGCGAUUUCAUCCCCGAACAAACCAUUUAUCUCGACAUGUUCAUCGCGAGAAACUUGCCGAAGUAUCCUCAAUUUAUGGUUUUGUCGAGCUCAUCAUUACAUCAAGUCCUUGAUCGGCUCUGUAGCUUCCGCGAGGCCGACUUGGUUGACGACUGUCAGCUCAGUGCUGAAUACCUUCUAUCUGUAUAUCAUCCUACUGUCACGACUGCACUCAUCGAACAACUCCGCGAUGCUCAAUUUUACCGCGUGCUCAAGACAUUGUACAGAACCGAACACAGAUCUGUCGAUCUCAUCAACACAUACUUCGAAGAUCCGCAAGGAAAGAAUGGAAUCUUUGAUGACUUGACGUACGCUCUACAAGAGUCGCAUGGCAAGCAAACAAGCCAGCUAAAGGACGUUUUGUGUGAACACGCUCAAGAGUUGGCAUCUGUCAACACUUCGAAGACUGCGAACACACUUGCAAGAUAUGCCGACGACAUUCUAGAACGAUUCGUCGACGCUAUUGGGGAGUCGUACACUCGAUUCCACUUUCUACGUACUUUGCUCGAGCCUUCCCUGCUUGAUCAUCGGUCGAAGAAGGUUGCAAGCGAAUCCGUUGCAGAAGCUCUGGUGUCACGCUUCUGCGAACAGUAUGUCGAGCUUAUGUGUGUUCACGACCCUCGGCAUGUGGCUGACUAUAUCGGACUACUGAAGUCUGGUGAUCUGGACCUUGAGCGAGUGCUUCCCUCGAUGGAAGAGAAUGGUGUGAUCGAUGCAGCAGUCCUGCUCAUGGCUCAGGACGGGUUAGCAAGGGAUGCUAUAGAUCGACUCUGCAAACAUCUGAAGACAUUGCAAAAUGCGAUCUGCAGUCUGAUCGAAGCAGCGUCAGAGGCGCCAGACGUACAAAGUACUGAAGAGGCCACCGAUGACUUGAUAGAAGCCAUUGACAAGUACACGCGUCUAGGUAUCUGGCUCUGCAACGGACAAAGCGCAGAGAUGAACCAACACCGUCAACCACGCCAACGCACAAAUGUCGCCUGGGACAUCAAAGAGAAUGAUCUUGAGCUGGACGAGCUGCUCUGGCUAAAUCUCGUUGACGCCAUUGUAUCUGUCUCCAAGUCUGUAUCUGCAGUAACUAAUGAUCUUGCGGAUGACACCUCUUUCGACAUAGACAGAACCAACAAUGCUAUCCGCGGCACCGUCCAACAAACCUUUACAGCCCUCCUUGGCGCCACUUCAACCACAACCACCAAGUCUGAUCAUGAGGACGAGCACUAUACCACACCUCGUCGCGGCCAGCACAAUCAAUCCUUCCUCUACAUCUUCCGGGCCUUCCUCUCUCGCGCCUCUUCCUCCUACGCACCUACCCUCUCCGAUCUUCGCGCUGUCCUUCUCGACGUCUUUGCAGCCUACGCCCAUGAGUCUUCUGUUCUGAACCUGGCCUCUUCGCUCCUUGAUAUUGAUGUCUUUGCUGAUAUGGACAGCAUUCACACUUUACGCAACCGAGGCUGGCGUCCCCGUACGCAGAUCUGCGAGCUCUGCAAGAAGCGCACUUGGGGCACAGGUGUAGGUGCCGUAGAGAACGAUCACGAAGCCGUUUGGGAAGAGUUCGAAAGGCUGGAAGAGCAGAGAAUAGCCAAGAAGAUGCAGAAGAGCCGACCACAAGAUAACGGCAAAGGCAAAUCUGCGGUGAUAGGAGGAGGUGUGGUAGAAAGAAGCAAGGAAAGAGAAGAAGUGGCCAAGAAGAUGACGCUGGUGGUAUUUGCUUGUAGGCAUACUGUGCAUAGGGUUUGUCUCGAGAUGGAAAUGGCCGGAGAUGGCAGUGCGAGCGAGGAUGAAAGGAGUGGCUAUUCUUGUCCUCUGUGCCAUGAGCAGUAA
This is a messenger RNA of Aureobasidium melanogenum CBS 110374, 4587 nucleotides long. RefSeq lists its product as uncharacterized. Gene Ontology annotation, biological process: protein targeting to vacuole; endosomal vesicle fusion. The transcript has 2 exons. The record is from RefSeq and is a predicted model, not a curated record. NCBI's taxonomy places the organism in Eukaryota, Fungi, Ascomycota, Dothideomycetes, Dothideales, Saccotheciaceae. Gene Ontology annotation, cellular component: HOPS complex; late endosome. The coding region runs from base 1 to 4587 and encodes 1528 amino acids.